AUGAGGUUGUUUAGGAAGAUCUUGCCCUUGGUCGCAAGUGUGAUCCCAGCGUUGUUCGUAGGUGACGUCGAAGCCCGAUCGCAGGCCCCCAAAGCCAUCAGACAUGUCUCCUCGGUGCUCCAUCCGGUGAUCAAGGCACCGUCGCACCAAAUCGACCAUCUUUCCCAUUUCGACCUCACGUUUAGUCUCCAUAGCGGUACCCAGCGGAUAAAACUCGAGCUGGAACCAAACCACGAUAUCUUGGCCGAUGACGCCUACGUGCAAUACCUGGAUAAGGAAGGAAACGUGCAUCGGGCGGAACCCAUUCAGCGGCAUGAACACAAGGUCUUCAAGGGCAGAGCAUUGGUCGGCACUGGACCAGGGCGAUGGAACCCCGUGGGUUGGGCCCGGGUUUACAUGAAGAGAGACGGCGUUAAGCCCUUGUUUGAAGGGGCGUUCCUUGUCCAUGGCGACCAUCACCAUAUCGAACUCUCGUCAACGUAUCUUUCGAAGAAGCGCGAGGAUGAUAUCGCAAUCGCGCAGCGAUCGGAGGAUUUCAUGAUUGUCUACCGUGACUCGGACAUGGUACGCCACGUACAGCACUCUGAACUGAAACGUUCUUUUGGCGAGGCGGCAACAUGUCAGGCUGACCAGUUGGGCUUCAACACCGAUCCCGACCAUCCCGUCCUCCGCGCCUACGACUAUGGGGAGUCGAGUCGAUGGGGUGCCAUGUCUUUGAACUCUAUGUUCGGACUCAGCAAGCGUCAGUCGGACAUUGGUGGCGUAUCGGGUAACACCGGUAACGCCAACUUGAAGAGCACCAUUGACGACACGUCUGGGUGUCCCAACACGAAGCAAGUUGCGCUGAUCGGUAUUGCAACCGACUGCUCCUUUACCUCUGGGUUCAGCGACAAUCAAACGGCGCGUGAAUGGAUCAUCAACACGGUCAACAGUGCCUCUAGCGUCUACGAGAGCUCGUUUAACAUCUCCAUUGGCCUUCGUAACCUGACUGUCAAUGAUGCCGACUGCCCCACGACUGCACCGGAAUCGACCAAGUGGAAUAUACCGUGCGAUCAAGGCAACGUCUCCUCCAGAUUAAACCUAUUCUCCCAGUGGCGGGGAGACAACAAGGACAGCAACGCCUACUGGACCUUGAUGAGCGGUUGCCCUACCGGCAGCGAAGUUGGACUCUCGUGGUUGGGGCAGCUUUGCAAUUCCGACGCGUCGGACCAAGGCUCGAGCAUUGUCAGUGGAACCAACAUCGUUGUUCGGACGUCGGGUGGUGGCUGGCAGGUCUUUGCCCAUGAGUCGGGCCAUACGUUUGGAGCCGUUCACGACUGUGAUUCUAGCACCUGUGCGCAGGGUUACGAUAGCUCGUCGCAGUGCUGUCCUCUUUCGAGCUCUACUUGCGAUGCGGACGCGAAGUACAUCAUGAACCCAAGCGCACAGGACGUGAAACAUUUCUCACCCUGUACCAUCGGAAACAUCUGCUCAGCGCUAGGUGGAAACAGUGUCUCAUCGAGCUGUCUCUCUCAAAACAAGGGAGUUACUACCAUCACAGGUAGCCAGUGUGGCAAUGGCAUCGUCGAGGACGGAGAGGAUUGUGACUGUGGCGGUGAAGACUCCUGUGGAAGCAACAACUGCUGCGAUGCCAAAACGUGCAAAUUCAAGAACAACGCUGUCUGUGACGAUGCCAAUGAUGGCUGCUGUAGCGACUGUCAAUAUUCGUCUGCGGAUACCGUUUGUCGCGCAAGCCGUGGCGAAUGCGACAUCGAGGAGAAGUGCAGUGGCAACUCGAGCGCUUGUCCUUCGGACAGUUACAAGGAUGAUGGCUCCAGCUGUGGCAGUGGAUCGGGCUUGACCUGCGCCAGUGGCCAGUGUACCAGCCGGGAUCAACAAUGCAAGUCCCUGAUGGGCAGCCUGUUGAACAGCAACGACACAUGGGCAUGCGACGAUUCCUCCUGCACCGUGGUUUGCGCAUCUGACACCACGGGCCCGAACUCUUGCUCGAUCCUGGAGCAGAACAACUUCAUCGACGGCACACCAUGUGGAGGCGGAGGCCACUGCAAGAACGGAAAGUGCGCGGGCACCUCUGUUGGCGGAGAGAUUAAAUCCUGGGUCGACAAACACAAGGGCGUGGUAAUUGGUAUCUGCUGUGCUGUCGGUGGACUGAUCCUUCUCGCGAUCUUGUCUUGUCUGUUCAACCGCUGUCGCCGUCACCGAGCUAAGCCCGUGCCGGUACCGGUACCACCGCCGGGUGGCUGGCAGAGACCGAUGCCACCACCGCCGCGACCGUCGAUGGGACAAUGGGCCAACGGGCCUAACGGUGCUGGGUAUCAGGGCCUUGCUAAUGAGCCUCCACCGCCGUAUCCGGGGCCGUAUUAUGCUAAUCCGGCGCCGGCGGUGCACACGCGAUAUGCGUGA
This is a messenger RNA of Aspergillus glaucus CBS 516.65, 2403 nucleotides long. RefSeq names its product ADAM family of metalloprotease ADM-B (gene admB). Gene Ontology annotation, biological process: proteolysis. The transcript is spliced from 2 exons. Bases 1 to 2403 code for a protein of 800 amino acids. NCBI's taxonomy places the organism in Eukaryota, Fungi, Ascomycota, Eurotiomycetes, Eurotiales, Aspergillaceae. Gene Ontology annotation, molecular function: metalloendopeptidase activity. The record is from RefSeq and is a predicted model, not a curated record.